AUGAGCGACCAACCCAACGGUGUCGCCCCCGAGGCGACCGAAAAAUACGCUAUUGGUAUCUCCUUUGGGAACUCGAACAGCUCUAUAGCUCACAUUUCACAGGAAGGAAAAGCUCAAGUCAUCGCCAAUGAAGAAGGAGAUCGCCAUAUCCCUUCCGUCUUGUCAUAUGUCGAAGGAGAAGAAUAUCACGGCACGCAGGCAAAAGCCCAGCUAGUCCGGAAUCCAAAAAACACGGUCGCAUACUUCAGAGAUUAUCUUGGAAAAGAUUUCAAAUCCAUAGAUCCGACUCCAGCCCACGCUUCCGCGCACCCUCAGCUCCACAAUUCAUCUGUCGCUUUCACAAUUUGCGACACAGCCGCUGAAGAGCCCAACACAAUCACUGUAUCGGAGAUUGCCGCACGCCACUUGCGACGACUGAAGCAAUCCGCCUCAGAUUUCCUCGGAAGCGAUGUCAACGCUGCAGUCAUCACUGUGCCUACGGAUUUCUCUGAGGCGCAGCGCUCUGCCUUGAAGUCCGCAGCGAAGGACGCUGGUAUCGAUGUUCUUCAAUUUAUCCAUGAGCCAGUUGCUGCCUUGUUGGCAUAUGAUGCGAGACCGGAGACCCCCGUCAAGGAUAAACUCGUAGUAGUUGCGGAUUUCGGCGGUACUAGAUCGGAUAUUGCCGUCAUUGGUUCAAGAGGAGGGAUGUACACUGUUUUGGCAACCGUCCACGACCCCGAGCUAGGAGGCGCGCAAUUGGAUCAAAUUCUUAUCGAUCAUUUUGCAAAAGAGUUUAUCAAGAAGCACAAGACAGACCCACGUGAGGAUGACCGCAGUUUGGCGAAAAUGAAGCUUGAGGCAGAGGUUACAAAGAAAGCUUUAAGUCUUGGAUCGAAUGCUGCACUCAGCAUCGAAAGCCUGGCGAACGGUAUCGAUUUCAGCUCAACCAUCAAUCGAACAAGAUACGAAUUGCUGUCUGGAAAGGUGUUUGGCAGUUUUACCCAGCUUAUCGAGCAAGCAGUGAAGAAGGCUGAAUUGGAUGUCCUUGACAUCGACGAGGUAAUUCUUUGCGGCGGAACUUCACAUACACCUAAAAUCGCCCGUCUCGUACAGUCUCUCUUUUCGCCUUCAACCACCGUCCUCGCACCAUCCACGUCUCCUACCGCAAUCAACCCCUCGGACCUUGCCGCUCGUGGCGCUGCCAUCCAAGCUUCGUUGAUAGAAGAAUUCGAAAAGGACGACAUCGAACAAUCGACCCACCCCAUGGUCACUGUCGCCCCCCAUCUUGAAAAGGCCAUUGGCGUCCAGCUCGUCUCAGCCGACGAAAGUGCCGAAUCCACCGCAAUCUUCAAGCCGCUCUUGAGCGCCGAAACCGCGCUUCCAGCUCGACGAUCUGCACAGUACGCCGUCCCCAAAGACGGCGGUGAUGUUAUUCUGCGCGUCUGUGAAGGCACCCGUGAGAUCAAGGUAAUCAAGGCCGAGCCCAAGGCGAAACCCGCUCAGCCCAAGGAUGAGGAAGACUCGGACGUCGACUCUGAUGAAGACAGUGAGGAGGAGGAGGAAGAUAUCCCGUGA
Molecule: messenger RNA, 1554 nt
Organism: Uncinocarpus reesii 1704
Lineage: Eukaryota; Fungi; Ascomycota; Eurotiomycetes; Onygenales; Onygenaceae
Exons: 6
Coding region: 1-1554 (517 amino acids)
Biological process (GO): protein folding
Cellular component (GO): cytosol; nucleus
Molecular function (GO): ATP-dependent protein folding chaperone; ATP binding
Source: RefSeq, a predicted model, not a curated record